GCCUAAAGAUGCAGUUAAAGCUCUAAAGAAAAAGCUUUCAAAAAACUGUAACCAUAAGGAGAUCAGGCUUACCCUGUCUCUGCUUGAGAUGUGUGUAGAAAACUGUGGCCCAAGAUUCCAGUCUUUAGUUGUGAAGAAAGAUUUCUGUAAAGACAAGCUGGUGAAACUACUCAAUCCAAGAUACAAUCUGCCAAUUGACAUGCAGGAGAAAAUUUUGACCUUUAUCAUGCUGUGGGCCAGAGGUUUCCAAGGAAUGGUGGAUGUGAGUGAAGUAAAAGAAGUUUACCUAGAAUUGCUGAAGAAAGGAGUGGAGUUUCCAUCUUUGGACACCAGCAGAGUGGGACCUAAGAUGUCAUCUCAGCCUUCUGUGAAGUCAUCACCAUCUUCUGCUAAUCCUGCAAAACGUUCUUUGCUGCCUCUUCCCACAGGCCCAACGUUAUUGUUGACUCCUGAGCAGAUUGGGAAGCUGUACAGUGAGCUGGAUAUGGCCAAAAUGAAUGUGAGAGUCAUGUCAUCAAUAUUAAAAGAGAACGUGCCUGGCUCUGAAAAUCCAGAUGAUAUGAAUCUUCUGCAGAAACUGUAUAAAACCUGUCGGAUGAUGCAAGAGCGGAUCAUGGAAUUGUUGGUGACAGUGGAGAAUGAAGAUGUGAUAGUUGAGUUAAUACAAGUAAAUGAUGAUCUGAAUAAUGUCCUCUUAGGACACGAAAGGUUCUCCCGAAACAGAGUUCGGUUUUUGGAGAAUCAGAGAAUACAGCGUGAACGCACAGAGCUGUACAGGAAGCAGCCCUCUGCUCCCUCGAGUGAUCUGCUGGACCUCUCCCUCGAUUCUCCUUCGCCCGUCUCUACAGUGACACCAAGUGACUCUGCAGUGCCUCCUUCGGGCCUUAAUCGCCUAUCUGCACACCCUGAAGAUAAAACCAGGCAUCAUCCAUCAAUUUAUCCACAGCUAGAUUUAGCAGCUACUCCAAAAGCUCAGCAAUUGCCGUCUGCAGCUGAAGCUCAGAACAAUUGUGUAAGCAGCCCAGCUGGACAUUCAUAUAGCAACGUGAGUAACCUGGCGACUCUUUUAAGCCCAGUGCCUCUGAAUCCAGUAAAUCUGCAGACUGGACAUACUACAUCAUUAAAUGGAGCAUCACCAGCAGCUGAAUCAAAGAACAAGUUACAGUCACCUCAUUACUACGAGAUAAUGGAAUUUGAUCCCUUGGCUCCCACUGAAGCUGUUUAUGAAGAUAUUGAUGUUGUGCUGAAGACAGAAGUUAAAAAGAACACAGAAUGCUGA
Molecule: messenger RNA, 1279 nt
Organism: Merops nubicus (carmine bee-eater)
Lineage: Eukaryota; Metazoa; Chordata; Aves; Coraciiformes; Meropidae
Gene: TOM1L1
Product: target of myb1 (chicken)-like 1
Exons: 13
Biological process (GO): signal transduction
Cellular component (GO): membrane; endosome
Molecular function (GO): phosphatidylinositol binding; ubiquitin binding; clathrin binding
Source: RefSeq, a predicted model, not a curated record